Mycotypha africana is the source of this 927-nucleotide messenger RNA. RefSeq lists its product as uncharacterized. The record is from RefSeq and is a predicted model, not a curated record. The transcript has 3 exons. NCBI's taxonomy places the organism in Eukaryota, Fungi, Mucoromycota, Mucoromycetes, Mucorales, Mycotyphaceae. The coding region runs from base 252 to 752 and encodes 166 amino acids.
AAAAAUGUAGUUUUCAAUCUGAAGUAAGUUUCUUCUCUCAAAAAAUGGGAGAAGCAAAGGAGCUAUGGAUGAAGCAUAAAGUUUGUUCACUUCCAAGUUCAUCAGCGUUGUUUCCGAAAUAAGCAUAUCUAUAUAGCAGAUGAUGAGUAUCUAAAGGCGAAUAUGAUUAGGCUAUUGCACUAUGAUCUAUUACUAAAUGAUAUAUCUGAUGUUAUAUACAUGGGUAUGUUUAAUUAUUCGUCGUGGUAAAGAUGUCUAUUUACAAGAAGGAUAUGUACAUGAAAGCGCGAUCUUCACGCUUUACAAUUGCUUUCUUCAACUGCAACAAAAAGUCUCUGCAGCUCUUACGCUUCGUGCAUUUACUAUCGUCUUCAUCAUCAGAACUCAGUAUGAUGACUGAGUUCUCAUCAGAUAUGGUGGAGGACUGUGUAAUGGUAUAUUGGCUAGUAAGUGUGAAUUCUACCGACACUGGUUCCAAUGCUUGCACUUCAGGCUGCUGUUCCUGCUGCUCAUAUUCUAUAGUGGAAGCUUCAUUAUCGGCUUCUGAUUGUUGCUGUUGCUGUUCCUGCUGUUGCUGCUGUUCGGUGGGGGACCCUGACAACGGAGGAUGUGAGACGCUUUUUCUCAGCUUUCGUGUGUGUUUCUUUGCAACUUGUUUCGUCAAUGCCGAUGCUUCACCAUUCGUGGAAUCACUGAGAAUUUCCGAAGAAGACGAAGACGUUGUUAUGAUUGCUCUUUGUUUUGAUGACUGAGGAAGGUGGAGUUGUGGAAUGAGUGGUUGUUUUUGCCAAGCUUUCAUCUGGGCUCCAUGUCUCAGGAUCGCUUACUGUUCGUGAUAUUUGUUCAUUAGACGUUGAAGUUACAGUCGUGGUUAUUUCGGAUGAAUGUGUAACACUGUUGAUUCGGCAGCCAUACUUGUUCAUUGUU